Osmerus eperlanus (European smelt) is the source of this 5398-nucleotide messenger RNA. It is a transcript of the gene cpne7, whose product is annotated as copine VII. Gene Ontology annotation, cellular component: plasma membrane. Gene Ontology annotation, biological process: cellular response to calcium ion. Gene Ontology annotation, molecular function: calcium-dependent phospholipid binding. The transcript has 16 exons. Lineage: Eukaryota; Metazoa; Chordata; Actinopteri; Osmeriformes; Osmeridae. The record is from RefSeq and is a predicted model, not a curated record. The coding region runs from base 591 to 2270 and encodes 559 amino acids.
UAUCGUACACCUCUUCCUUCUCUCCUUCCCUCCCCUCCACCGCUCUCGAGUUUCUGAAAAUCAAGCAGUGUGUGUAAUAGGGAAAAAGGUUUAAACAACAAGAGUAAAUCCAAGGGAUCACAGAUUCCGUUGUGGACUCCAAAAGGAAGGUCGAUCUGCAACAUAAUCUUUUUCCGUAUUUGAAAGUCUUGAUGAACUAUUGAACAGAAAUCUCGCACUAUUGGCUACUUAUUAUUUCUAGCUGCUCUCGUGAUCUAAUAAGGGCUUGAACGCAUUUCCACCCUGUCUAUCAUCUCUACAGAGAUGAAAUGGUAGUCAUCUUCAGGUAAAAGCUUUGACAGAAAGACUUCCCAUGAGAGAGAGAGAGAGCUUUUAGUGUGCUUCACUAGCUGAUAAAACACAACCUCCAACCUGUGGGUGACAAUUCCAACUACAUCCAAUAAUAUAGUCUUAAACGUGUGGUGUAUUUCCAGUGCCUUUCUUAGCUUAGACUCAUCAACCAGUCCCAAUAGUCCCCUCCCACCUAAACUGCUCUCAGCAGCAACUGCCUGCCCCUCAGUGGCUGCCCCCUCCUCGGGUCCUGAUCCAGGAUGAACGACACCCAGGAGGCCAUAUCCCCAGUAGCUGGCCUCAGUGGCCCUGUUGCCUGCGUUUCAAAGGUGGAGCUGCGUGUCUCCUGCAAAGCUCUGCUUGACCGAGACACACUCAACAAGUCCGAUCCCUGUGUCAUCCUCAUGGUUCAGACUCAAGGGCAGUGGACUGAGCUGGACAGGACAGAGGUGAUUAAGAGCAACCUGCACCCGGUCUUUGCCAAGGUCUUCACUCUGGACUACUACUUUGAGGAGGUGCAGAAGCUACGGUUUGAGGUGUACGACAUCCACGGCACACACAGCAUCGGGACCCGCGAUGAUGACUUCCUCGGAGGGGUGGAAUGCACUCUUGGCCAGAUUGUGGCCCAUAAGAAGAUGGUGAAGCCUUUGUUCCUGAAAUAUGGGAAAUACGCCGGAAAAUCCACCAUCACUGUGCACGCAGAAGAAAUCUCUGGCAAUAAUGGAUAUGUUGAGCUUUUCUUCUGUGCCAAGAAAUUAGAUGAUAAGGAUCUCUUCAGCAAGUCGGACCCAUUUCUAGAAAUAUAUCGGAUCAACGACGACGGCACAGAACAGCUUGUUCACAGAACGGAGGUGAUCAAAAACAACCUGAAUCCAGUGUGGGAACCCUUUAAAGUGUCCCUCAUCUCCCUGUGCAGCUGUGACGAAGACAGGAAGCUCAAGUGUCUAGUGUGGGACUACGACUCCAGAGGUAAACAUGAUUUUAUCGGCGAGUUCUAUGCCACCUUCCGAGAAAUGCAGAAAAUUGGCAGUGGAAACAAGGUAACAUGGGAUUGUAUAAAUCCGAAGUACAAACUCAAGAAGAAGAAUUACAAAAACUCGGGUGUGGUCAUCCUCAGUGAUCUCAAGCUUCACAGAGUGUAUUCCUUCCUGGACUACAUCAUGGGAGGAUGCCAGAUCCACUUCACAGUGGCCAUCGACUUCACGGCCUCCAAUGGCGACCCCAGGAACAGCUGCUCCCUGCAUUACAUCAACCCCUACCAGCCAAACGAGUACCUGAAGGCUCUGAUUGCUGUUGGGGAGAUCUGUCAGGACUAUGACAGUGACAAAAGAUUUUCUGCCUUGGGAUUUGGUGCCAGAAUUCCACCUAAUUAUGAAGUGUCUCACGACUUUGCCAUCAAUUUCAACCCAGAGGACGAUGAAUGUGAAGAGAUCCAGGGGGUAGUGGAGGCCUAUCAGAACUGUCUUCCUAAGAUCCAGUUAUAUGGGCCCACCAACGUGUCCCCCAUCAUCAACAGGAUAGCCAAGCUGUCCGCAGGGGAGGAGACCAUCAAAGACGCUUCUCGCUAUCACAUCCUGCUGAUCCUCACGGACGGCGUGGUGACGGACAUGGCGGACACGCGCGAGGCCAUCGUGCGUGCCUCCUACCAGCCGCUGUCCAUCAUCAUCGUCGGCGUCGGCAACGCAGAUUUCACAGACAUGCAGAUCCUGGAUGGGGAUGACGGAGUCCUACGCUCACCUAAAGGAGAGCCGGUCCUCAGGGACAUUGUGCAGUUUGUGCCCUUCAGAGACUUCAAAACGGCCUCGCCCGCUGCCCUGGCAAAGUGUGUCCUGGCUGAGGUGCCCAAACAGGUGGUGGAGUACUACAGCCACAAGGCCAUCUCCCCUAUGUGUCCCACCAGGGACUCCCCCACCUCCAUCGCCAGCAGCCCCACAGAAUAACCGUCCACACACCCUGAGCGAGGCCUGUCCACAACCAAGACCAGCAGACAGACGGUGGCUGGCUGAGUACUGAACAUGAACAUUGAUAAUUGAUACCAGUGUUCUCAUUGCUUUUAUCUCUGUUAUUUGGAUCAUUUAGGUUGUUUACACACAGACUGGAAACUUGCACCGUGGGAUUGGCGUUCAUUAUUUUGUCUCAGUUGAGAUCGUGUCUCUCUGCCUGGCUAUGCUUCAUCCGGAUGUUGAGCAUGAGAGCUGUGGCCUGGUCUGCUCUGGUCUUCAUCCUGCUGUUUGGGGAUGCAUGCAGGCGAAUACCCCAGAGUUCACACACUGUACCAGCAUCACAGACUUCUUCUUGUUCCACAAACACCCUUGAAAGAGACUCCUCUUGUCUCAGCUGUUUGUCUCUGCCUUUCAAAACUGUCCAAGACUUCAGCCUGUUUCCCUGCUUUCUCUGCAUCCCUUUCCCUUCCCUCUGUCAGUUUCAGUCUCUUGCCUCUGGUUGCUGGAAUGGUUUGAAGAGCCUGCCAACUGAAGGAUUACCCAAAUGCAUAACAUAAAUGAUCUUUUUGGUUGUGUUGAGGAACAAUAUUGUGGUCAAUCUUAACAUGAAUGUGCAUCUUAAUGUUUUUAUAUAGUUGACAUGACCAUAAUGAACACGACAUGAUCAAUGAAAAAUCUUCAAACGAAAGCAAAGGAAAGCAAUGUGCCAUAAAUUGAAAUUAAUCAUUGUUAUAUUUCCUGUCAGGCUAUGACACCUGUACAAAGGUAUUAUGAGGGAACAUUCAGAUUUGGUUUUGCAGAGAGAUGCUCGAUGGAAUAAUAUAACAACAUUCAUAACCUGUUUUACUGAUACACAUUAGAGAUGACAGUGUGCCUAUCCAGAUAAUGUGCAGUUCCCUUUAAAUGUUUCAACAGUCACGUUUUUAAGACAACUGUUGUCAUAGAGACACAACCUUAGAUCAGACUUUGUUGACACUACCCAACCCAGAACCACAAUCACGACCAGUACAUUCACUGCACAUUACAAGGAACAAGCAACACAACAUGUUGAGUGACAGUAGUUAGUUCUCCACAGUGCUUGUCUCCUAAUCCUCUCUCUGUGAAGCAUCAUGUGGGAGUGUAUGUGUUCUGACCUGAAUAGCAUGGUUUUCUAUUAACUUCUUUAAUUUGACUUUGAUGCGUGUCUUUAUCAAAAGUGGUUUUCACAAGACAUUUCUGUUUGAAUAACAUUUAUUGUUUAUUCUCUCUCUCUCUCUGGAACACAGUUUGUCUUUUUCUGAAGAGACGGUACCUUAUUAUUACAUUUGCUAAAGACCGGACGAUUGUGUAGAAUAAAAAAACCCAUCCAUGCAGAAAUCUCACUGAUGCAAUUCAGGUAUUUAGUUCAUAAGACAUGAUGCCAACAUAGGUAACCACAAUUUGUUGACUCGUCAUGCAGAUGCAGUAACAAUGACAAGCGGUUUAAACGGUUAAAAGCUAAUGACAGAACCUGGUAUAGAUAUGACACAAUGCCAUUUAGGAUGGACAGGGUCAUUCAAUUUGCAUUUUGCCAUUGUACAGUAGAAACACAGACAGUUUCACGAGACAUGCUAAUACCUUUGUAGUUGAUUGCAGCUCCCUCUUAAUGACUCGUGUCCUGCAUUACACAAGUGAUGCCAAUGUCUGCCAACCUAACCCACUGACGACACUCCCCUCCAGAAAAUGGGUUUGCUUGAGCUUGUCACUUCAGACUCUGAUGCGGGUCCUCUCCCCCUUGUCACCCCACUGCUGUACAACGACUAAGCCCCCAGUCCCCCUGCUGUCCCCCCUCUCCCAGGGACAGUCCUGCAGACUCCCUCUGAGCUCCUUUGAAGAGCAGAGUGGAGAGGGUGUGACUGUGGACCUCGAUCCGAGGAUCAUUGAUUCGGCAGGCCUAGGUCUAGAGCCAUACCCGAUCAGCUGAAUGUAAAUGAUCCCAGGUGGGCUUUGAUCUCCGCUCUGCCAGACAGCAUCAGUGUGUGACAUGAGAGGGAUGGGGGGAAAUGGAUGCAGAACAUUUGCCAAUAAUCCACUUGAGAGAACUCCAUUUUGACCAGUCAGUGGAUAUUGAUUGAAGUAUUCUACUUUAUUCAGAUGAUUAUUCGUGUUUUUUUUUUUACAUAUAUGUUCAUGUUUGUGUGACCACGGCACAGUAUCUUCUGAUGAUUUAUCCCCCAUAUUUUACAUCCUGAAUCUCUAAUGUGCAAGUAAAGUUGUGUGCUGAUGUGAGUGGUUAAGCCACAGCUUAAGCCAUCAAUUACUUCAGAUUCUUCAUCUGUGAAACAUUUCUAAAUGAUAGAAGUUCACAAAGUUGUUCAAUGACCAAUGCAUGACAAUACCUGAAAACUAAGCAGGACACAAAACGUUAAUAUGCAGUCAGUUGAACAAGUCUUGCUUCCACUGCUACAUAUUUACUAUUGAUUGGGUCAGUGUGGGCGAGCUGUUUUUCAUUCAAAUGUAUAUAGGUAGAAAAAGACCUGCUUUCAGAAUCUCUAAUGUGCAAGUAAAGUUGUGUGCUGAUGUGAGUGGUUAAGCCACAGCUUAAGCCAUCAAUUACUUCAGAUUCUUCAUCUGUGAAACAUUUCUAAAUGAUAGAAGUUCACAAAGUUGUUCAAUGACCAAUGCAUGACAAUACCUGAAAACUAAGCAGGACACAAAACGUUAAUAUGCAGUCAGUUGAACAAGUCUUGCUUCCACUGCUACAUAUUUACUAUUGAUUGGGUCAGUGUGGGCGAGCUGUUUUUCAUUCAAAUGUAUAUAGGUAGAAAAAGACCUGCUUUCAGAAGACUAUCAGUGAAGCACAUCAUCAUAAGUAUUUUUUUUUUAAUGUUGCGCAGUCCAGAGAAAAGUAAAUACAGCUGGCCCUCACUGUGUUCUGAGCAUUUACUAAAUUUUAUUUCUGAGAGGGAAAUGUAUUGCAUGCCUACUUCUGUUGUGAAGAUGUGUUGUACAGUCAAUUCUUUUGGAGUACGUACGAUAUGCUGAUAUGCAAGCCUGCCUUUACACAAAACGUCAUGUAGUGGAUGCUCUUUCUCUUGCAUUUAAGUCAAUAAACCCAGACAUUUAACUGCAUACUGCUUUGUUCUUCAGUCAUAACCCCAAAUUGA